CGCAUGUGCAUGUGGAGAAUAAAGGACUAAGGUUAUGUUUAUGUUUAAAAAUUAAAAAAACAAUUAAAAUUAGUUUCUUCUCUGGUUACUACGUAUUUUGACAAAUCUUACAGCGAUUAUUUUAAUUUUUUUGCCAAAUUUGAUAUUUAUUGAAUACAAUGGAAGACGAAAUUAGAGAAAAAAUUGAUCAAGCAUGCAGAACAGGAGAAGAAUUUACAAAAGUUUAUUAUGAAAGUUUAGAUAAACGAAGACACCUCAUUUCAAAACUUUACCUGGAUACAGCUACUAUGAUAUGGAAUGGAAAUGGUGUCGAUGGAAAAGAUGCAAUUCAAAAAUUUUGGAUUGAAUUACCAUCUUCGGAUCACAAUAUUAUCACUCUUGAUGCUCAGCCAAUUACUGGACCUGCCGUUGCGAAUCAAUUGACAUUUUUGUUAAAAGUUAGUGGAAUGGCUAAAUAUCAAGACAAAUCACCGAGACCAUUUAAUCAAAACUUUUUAAUAACAGCAAUAGGAGAUAAGUGGAAAAUUGUUAGCGAUUGUUUCAGAAUGCAAGAAGUUAUUGAUAAUUAAAUUAAAUUCAAUCUUUGUGUUACAGAUUAAAACUAUAGAUUUUAAGAUUAUGCGAAUUAAUAAAAAAGAAUAUGUAUUUUAUUUACAAAUAAUUUUGAAAAUAAUAAAUCAUUAUUUCCUCAA
Molecule: messenger RNA, 692 nt
Organism: Leptopilina boulardi
Lineage: Eukaryota; Metazoa; Arthropoda; Insecta; Hymenoptera; Figitidae
Gene: Nxt1
Product: NTF2-related export protein
Exons: 4
Coding region: 159-569 (136 amino acids)
Biological process (GO): protein import into nucleus
Cellular component (GO): nuclear pore central transport channel
Source: RefSeq, a predicted model, not a curated record